Molecule: messenger RNA, 5333 nt
Organism: Ostrea edulis (European flat oyster)
Lineage: Eukaryota; Metazoa; Mollusca; Bivalvia; Ostreida; Ostreidae
Exons: 6
Coding region: 3911-4450 (179 amino acids)
Source: RefSeq, a predicted model, not a curated record
UUCACAAAACACACACACGAGAGAGAGAGAGAGAGAGAGAGAGAAGAGAGAAGAGAGAGAGAGAGAGAGAGAGAGAGAGAGAGAGCGAGCGAGAGCGAUUGUAUGCCAAUCCGCUUGAUACUUAUAUAUCCAAAUUGACAUGGAUAUUUUAAAUGCAUAUUGGCCUGCAAUAGAUAUGUCCAUAACUAAUAAUUAAUGCAAUUCCACUAUAGGACAUGGGUAUGCAUGUAGAAAUUCAUUAUUACACAUGUAUAUGGUACAUACAGGAAUACAUAAAUGGACAAAUAUCGGCCGCAUAAUUAUUUUGUGGGGUAACUGGAGAGUCGCCCAGUGUGCCAGUUUAACUUGAGAAUGUAUGCUUCACCAGAGAAAUGAUAUGGAUGAAAAGUGGAGGAUAUGUACAACACUAUUUUGAAAUUGAAAACUUUCAAAUUUACUUUAUUUAGUUAAAAACUGCAGUUUUAGUAUAAUGCAGUCUGAAUUUUUAUACGCCUGCUAGACUCGAACACACGAUCUACAGUUCAGCAGUCGACGUGCUAACCUUCUGAGCUACUCAGCUAGGCGAUGAUUUCUUAAAUGAAUAGACAAAUAUUGCUGAUAUUUAUAUUUUCAUCCAAGUUUUAAAAGGAAGUCAGCCAUUAUGACGAUGUUCAGUACUUCCUUAACUUGUAAGGGGCACACUGGGGGCCCGAUUAAAACAUUCAGUGUCCAGACCCGAACGGGCGCCAGCGUUCUAAGGAGGUAAGGAGACCCGCCCUUCUCACCCUGUCACCUGCAGAGCUACCUGGAAAUUAUCAAGCGGGGCAUAUACAUAACCCAAUAACAUGUACCAGCCUGCAGCAUCCCCUCACAAAAGUGAGGUGGAUGUGGCCCCAACCGUUCCCGGUGGUGGCCCCACUAUAGCAAAUUAACUUGUUUUAACAUGUUAAGACUUUAAUAGCAUCCACUCACUGAAGUGAGAUGGAUAAGGCCCCAACCGGCCCCGGUGGUGGCCCCAUUAUAGCAGAUUAACUUUGUUUUAACUUGUUAAGACUUUAGUCCUGUAAACUGCCCUCUGCUUUAGAAACAGGUGGGGGAAGACACCCAGGUUUUGGAGCAGAAACAGUCAUGACAUAUCCAUUACCUACUCCCCAGUCCCCCUAAAACAUGCGACAUCUGGAAUGACAAUUCAGUGACAGUCCAUCUGGUCCAGGCUUUCAUCAUUUACUGCAUUUAGGGAAUCGUUAGGAUAUCAUUAGCUGUUUGCAAACCUGUAGAAGAAGAAACCCCCCCCCCCCCCCCAAAAAAAAAAAACCCCAGACACUGAGAAAAAAUACAUGUAAAAUAUCAUUAUAUGGGAUGGUAGGGUGGGUGGGUGUUUGCUUGCUUGGGUUGAAUCUGCCUAAUGGUUGGGGUCUUUCCCGGGGAGUACUAACUGUGACGUAGAUGACGUAGGAUGCAGGUUAAAUCCCGUAGACCUGAUGUACGGGGUGUCUAAAAAAUAAUAUGGACUAUUUGAUAUUAAAUCAAAUAAUUCCGAUUAAUUACUGAAUCCACCUUGAUAGUUAAAUAUCCAAAUUGACAUCGAUAUUUAAAAUGCAUAUUGGCCUGUAGCCUGUAAUAGGUACUUCCAUGACUAAUGCAAUUCCACUAUAGGACAUGGGUAUGCAUUUAGAAAUUCAUUAUUACACAUGUAUAUGGUACAUACAGGAAUACAUAAAUGGACAAAUAUCGGCCGCAUGAUGCUUUUUGUAUGGUAACUGGGGAGUCGGUCAGUGUGCCAGUUUAAAUGAGUUACCAGAAUAAGGACAAGUGUACUUGACAAUCAUGGGCCUAGGAAACAAACCUGAUCGUAGAGUCGCAUAGGAAUUACAGUAAUAAGACACGCCGAGAAAAUGGCAUAAGAACUGCUACAAUACAUGAACUAGUUAAUAGAACUGGAAGGUGGAUAAAAACACCUUGACUGAAAAAAAUCAAAAGUCGCUUAAAAUGUUGCACGUCUCAUGUUAAUUUCCCUAAAGGUGUUGCAUGAAAGAUAGAAAAAAAUAAGUUAUUCAAAUUUAUGAUAAAACCAAUUGGAACGUAUGUCUUGAUUCAAUAAAAUUUUGAAAAUAAGUUUAAAAGACGUGUAUUGACAAGAUUAGCCAAAAUAUUUCGAGUUUAAAUCAAGUAAUAAGCGAUUUAUAUGAUUUUCUAGCGUUAAAAUGGAGGGGUAUCCCCGAAUUUCACUGCCUCUGUGAAACAAAAUCAGAUUCUCUUUCACUAAUAAUUAUUUAUCAUUUACAUAUGGUAUAACCGAUUAUUACCCAAAUUACAAAGAUUUUGUAGUGUGAAUCAACCCUGAAUAAUGUAGCUUGCAGACCGUUGGUUGCUUUCAUCUCGUGUCAUGAGCCCCCGCAUAUACUGAUAAUAAAUAAUCCUCACUGAUAGAGAAUCUGAUUGGUCGAGAAGGUCGCGUGACCGUCGUGUUCCCAGCUACGCGUACUAUUAGGAUACUAGGACGUACUAUUUGUUGAGAUUCAUUGAUGACAUUAAGAUGAAGUGAAUAAACAGUCGAGAUUAUCUAGACAACUUUACCUUGUUUAGUAACUAGUUUUACCGUUCCUUGAAAUUCACAGCGGAAAGUGACGUCAUUUCUAUCAAGGGGGCGGGGGGCGGAAGGAGAUAUUGACUUCUUAAAAAACCAACCCACAUAAAACUCCCCAAAAAUAAAAAAAAGGGAAACCCUAAAAACCUAUUUCACCAAAACUUUAGUAUCCUAAGUGGAGUUGGGUGUUGGGUUGGAAUAGAAGACAACACAACUUCGAUAUCUAAAAUCAUUAGGGGGAGGGAAGCGUUUAUCAUCCAUUACAUAGGUUCAUCAAUAUAUCAGUUCAAUCUUACAUUCUUACUUAAUACUACUACAAGUAUGGGAUCCAGUCCGCGACAGACCUAAGUCGUUAAAACAGGUAGUGACAGUUCCAUCGCCAAACGCUCGACAUCAGGUGUGAAUGUCACGGGUCCUCAAAGAUGACCUUAAAAACGGAUGUCCCGUGUCGCAGUAAGUGUGGCAUGAUAAAGAAUUCUCACUGCUCAAAGGCCGUGAGCGCCGAGCAAAGGCCUUUCACCGGUCUUGGUGACGUCUCCACAUGAGUGAAAAUUUUUCGAGAGAGACGUUAAGCAAGAUACAAUCAAUCAGUCUUUUAGCAUUGCAUGUAAAAAUAACGGAAAAGGAAGGUUGUUGAAAAAGUGGGGAAGCCCCCUGCCCCCUCAUUCAAAGUGCCUGUACCACAUUCACUAUUAGCAAUGGUGAAAUUAAAUUCAGCCUCCUCAUAAAACCCUGGCCUCUCAUCUGUAUCUCAUGCAAUCCAGCUGCCACCCACCUCAUACUAGUACAUUCAAAAAACACUAGCCGCAUGAUUUAAUAGCAUCUGUUCUUCUUCCACAAGACUUUAUUAACAGAGCAAACUAUAGAAGAAACAAAAAGUUGUGAAUGUAUGGACUGAAGUUAAUCCGCCGAGAUGUCAUGAGUAAGAUGAAUGACUUCGCCAGAAUGAACGUUAACGUUGGCUAAACCUAACCCGGACAUGACACUUGCAUUUCUCCUGAUGAGGAAUAUUUUUACUUUGAUACGUGUAAUUUCAACAUUAGGCAAUUUGAAGUUAACCUUUUUAAUGUCAUUUUUACCAGCACAGCUGCAAAUUUAUUUAUUCUUUUAAAAGUUUGAAGCCAAGGCUCUUAGUAUUUUAUACCAUAUUAUCUAACUAACCGACAUUUGUCUUUCUGGACUAUUCUGGUUUCUUUUAGUUUGACAUGUUUUAUUGGCGUUUAUGCAUUGAAUAUCUUAAAUACUAUUAUGCAGGUACACAAUGCUGAAAAGAGUGGAAUCUUGGUUUAAACGUUCUACAACCAUAAAUCGAUGUUGACAUGUCUGAUGUCAAAUAGAUAAACAAUGCACACAUUACACGUGGAAAUUGAUCAGGAAAACGCCGUUCACGGAAAUGUUUUUGGUUUGUUUGGUUUUGCUCUACAAAAUGAUUCCAGUCAGGGGAAUAUUAUGCCGAGGUGGUAUACUAUCAGAACCUGGCGGUUGGUUUAUAUUCAAGGGACCUGCUCGUUCUCCUACAACUUAGAAGGCACCUGGACAAUUGAGAAGGAUGGACAGUUGGUGGGAAUGAUGGAAUUUGACUAUACGCACUUGAACGUAACGUUUAUGGGUCAAGUCUAUAACUACACCUGCCAUCAAUUUGACUAUCAGCAGGAAAGAUAUCUUUUGAGCACUGCAGGUGGUACGGGAGUGAUCUGCCUGAUGUUUACCCCCUUCAAUUCUGGCGACACCUCCUCCCUAAUGAUGAUCCGGCUUCACAUGACCCACAUUUUCAACGACAAUGCAUUCUUUGCACCCCAGUAUUCUGUUGGUCGUCUGUCGAUGAAUUCCAUUUGUAGCAACUACGACGACGGGCAGGUGCUCAUUAUCAAUUAUGUAUCAUAAACGGACCACGGCAUCAACAACAGUGUAUAUAUUGGACAGUAUAUUUGAUAAUUUGAUAUCCGGACUUUAUGAAUAUUUACUUGUUGACGAAAGCAGAUAUUUUGAUUUUAAAUUUCUAGAAAAUAUUGAACUGCUAUAUAUAAUAUAUAUCUAUGUAUUUGAUAAUCUGAAAUUGUAAUGUUUUAUUCAUAUGUACAUUUCUAAAUGCAGACAAAAGGAAGGCAUUGUAAAACGUGUCUUAUCUGAAUGGUGAACAAUCCGAUAAUUUGUGUAAGUCACAUAUAUAUUGGCCUUUUAUACUUUAAGAAUUUUUUGAAUUUAAUUAUCUAUAGAAUACCGGAUGUUGACUAGCUGUCCGCAAAUAUCAAUGUUCCAAUCUGCCACAUGGUCAUAUUUACCAUCACAAGUGCAUAACAUGUACUUGUGCAAAUAUAGGCGUGUUGCUUAUGUUGAAUGUUAAAGGUUUUCACUAUUGAUUUACAAAAUCUUUAUAUACACAUGCACUGUGUUUUGCAAUGGGUGGAUCGGAGCAGGAAUAGUAUUGUUUUCUGUGCGAGUAACACAUGUAUGUAAUGCAAUGGCAGAUAGAUGUUUUAUUGUCAUGACAUCGGUAGGCGUGUAGAGAAAAUGAGAUAUAAUUUAUUGCAGCCAGUUUCUAAACGAUGAAACGGAUGCAAACAGAAAAUAAUGAGAGGGGGAGGGAGGGAGAGGGAGAGAGAGUCUCUUAUGCGAAUUAUCAAAUAAAUUAUCCCUCAUGACAGUAGACACUAUUUACCUAUAUUACUGUAAUAUUGAAUGAUGAUGGAGAUAUGUUGUUUUGUCCCUUUUGUCUUGUAAUAUCUUCUUUUGGCAACAGAAGUAAUAAACAAUGGUAUAUUUCGCU